Mugil cephalus (flathead mullet) is the source of this 2974-nucleotide messenger RNA. RefSeq names its product E3 ubiquitin-protein ligase KCMF1-like. Gene Ontology annotation, biological process: synaptic signaling. The record is from RefSeq and is a predicted model, not a curated record. The transcript is spliced from 7 exons. Gene Ontology annotation, cellular component: plasma membrane. Bases 16 to 1524 code for a protein of 502 amino acids. Lineage: Eukaryota; Metazoa; Chordata; Actinopteri; Mugiliformes; Mugilidae. Gene Ontology annotation, molecular function: zinc ion binding.
ACCGCUGGAUCAAAAAUGAGACAGUGGCGCCACCGUGUGGACAAGGCGGCAGUGCGCCAGACAGUGACACAGCAGGAGGCUGAAGGGGGAGGGGGGGGGAAGGGGGGCUGCGAGCCAGACCGGAUCCUUCAUGAGGGAAGAGGCCAGGGACAGCCAGCCAGCCCCGGCUUCUCCUCUCUUCUCUUCUCUUCACUCCACUCCAACUAUUCUGUAUUGCAAACCAGGGAGCCCGAGCCAGGGGGCUGCCUCAGUGUUCGUAGGAUGUCCCGUCAUGAGGGUGUGAGCUGUGAUGCAUGUUUAAAAGGAAACUUCAGAGGUCGACGAUACAAAUGUUUAAUAUGCUACGAUUACGACCUUUGCGCAUCGUGCUACGAGAGCGGCGCGACGACAACCAGACACACAACAGAGCAUCCCAUGCAGUGUAUAUUAACCCGAGUUGACUUUGACUUAUACUAUGGCGGAGAGGCCUUUUCGGUGGAGCAGCCCCAGGCCUUCACGUGUCCCUACUGCGGCAGGAUGGGCUACACAGAGAUCUCCCUGCAGGAGCAUGUGGCUGCAGAGCACACGGAGACCUCCACGGAGGUGAUCUGCCCGAUAUGUGCAGCGCUGCCAGGUGGCGACCCGAAUCAUGUGACAGACGACUUCGCUGCUCAUCUCACACUUGAACACAGAGCGCCCAGAGACUUGGACGAGUCCAGCGGGGUGCGGCACGUGAGGCGGAUGUUCCACCCGGGCCGCGGGCUGGGGGGUCCUCGAGCCCGCAGGUCCAACAUGCAUUUCACCAGCAGCACCACAGGGGGGCUCUCUACCAGUCAGAGUUCAUCACAGAGCUCCAACUACAGCAGAGAGGCCAUGGACCCCAUAGCAGAACUUCUGUCCCAGUUGUCGGGGGUGCGGCGUUCAGCGGGAGGGCAGCUCAGCUCCGGCCCCUCCGCCUCGCAGCUCCAGCAGCUCCAGAUGCAGCUCCAGUUGGAGCGCCAGCAGGCCCAGGCGGCGCGUCAGCAGCUGGAGACGGCCCGGAACGCCACCCGAGGCGGCGGCGGCGGCCGAGCCAACGCCAUCCUCAACACCAAUUCAGCCGCGGCAAACCCCAACCCCAGCGCCAACCACAAUACCAACCCCAGUCCCAACCCGGGCCCACCUGAGCCCAACACACAGCAUACUGCACAUAGCUCCCAGUUUCUACUCAGCAGGCUGAGCGAACCCCGGCUGUCUGAGGCGGAGCGGCAGGCGUGCGAGGCCCAGUGGGCCGACAGGAGCCUGUUCGUGACGGAGCUGCUGCUGUCCACGCUGCUGCCCGACGACGACGCCUCGGCCUCCUCCUCCGAGGACGAGGAUGACUGUCACGGCUCGUUGCGGAAUUUUGCCGACUUCGAGGCCAUGGGCUGCGUCGAGGUCAUGACCUUAGACGUGGCGCUGGAGAACCUCAACCUCAAGGAGACGACCCCGGCCGCCACCAAGACGACGAAAACCACCACUAAGACAGCACCAACGAAGAAAGAGCCUCCCGCGCCCCCCCUUUGAUGACAUGGCCACUCCCUCCCCUAAAAAAACCACCAUUGUAACCGGCUGACGUCCGAGUCGGUCCAACUGCCAAUGGAUGACGAAAAAGACUGCAGUUCUUUUUGGCUUUUUUUUUUUCCUUUUUUUUUUUUUUUUUUUUUCUCAGUGAUUGUCAUUUCAGCUCUGUCGCUCCCCACUCCUCCGCCCUCCCCCAUGUUUUACGUUGUGUACAUUGAAUAAAAGUAGUGAGACGAGAGAAUGUGAAAGCGAGCAAGCGUGUGGUGGGUGCGUGAGAGAAAGGAAAAAUAACUAUAUAAAUAUAUUAUAGAAGAAAAUCUAUAUGAAAGUCGAUAAUCAACUCCACAUAACCCGUGUUUCCUCUAGCGGAUGAGCAAAGCGUAGUUAGCAGUUCAAGAGACGAACUCGUCACACACACACUCACCGAGGGAGAGGAAGCAGACUGAAGCCCCCUCCGGUUUUAAAAAAAAAAACAAAAAAAACAAACCAACAAAAAAAACAAAACAAAACAAAAAAAAAAAAACGCUGCUGUGUAUUUAUAGUUAUAAAUUAAAGAAGUGCUUGGAUGGUUUACCACAACUUAAGCAUGAGCUUAAAUCACCAUGUGCCCAUUUUUAACUGCACAGUCACUAGACGGGGAGGUCUUUCUCUUUUUCUUCGGACACCUGAAUAAACGAAAGGUGCUGGGUGCCGCGACGCGGGCACUUCUCCACCGACACGCAAACACACACACAAACACACAGACUGACGGCCGUGUUUGGUUACCUUCAUGUCCAGUCUCAAACCCCUCCCCCUUUGUGUGACACCACCUGUUUUUUGGGUCAUGUGACCUUGCUUUAUAUCGACUGUGGGCACUUUGGUUUUGAAUUGCAUAUCCAGUGUCCGUUUGUGUACACUACAGAUGCCCUUCAUAGAAGCGAUACACAACUCGGAGGCGAGCGGAGAUGAAAGCGUCUCAUUUUCGGGCCUUUUCUAACACGGAACAAACACAACCCUGGUCUUCGUACGGUUGUUUUUCUUUCCCUCCUCUCUCUUUCUCUUUUACAGAAGACCAGAUUCUACUUUGUCAAGCUUCCCGUGAUCUGAAAGUAAUCUCCUCUCCAUUACUCAUGAAUGCAAAAGAUUACGUUUCAUGUGACUUGAAGGAGAGAAUCCUGCAUUGCUCUUUCCAUUCAUUUCUCUCGGUCAUAACGAUCUUUGUAUGCCUCCACUGCUACCUGAAGAAAUGCAAUGUAUGUUUUUUGGCUCGGCACACGGGCCAAAUCACAGGGUAAACCUUUCAGUUUGGAGGACAAUAAAAAUGUUUUUUGGAUGGAAAUGAACUAACCCAAUCCUGCUCUCUGGUUUGUGUUUUUACUUUCUUCGAUUUCUUUUCCUUUUCCUCUCAGUGGCUAACUUCUUGGCGAGCAUGUACAGAAUAUGGUUAAAAAUAAACGCCUAUCCUACAGGUCAA